AUGGAUCCAGCGACCGAUUCUCCUUCGAUCAGCUCAUCGCUCAAGACCUCGAUCCCUGCCGUCCAUGCUUGUUCGAGCACCGCUCCUAGCUCCAUGAAUUACACCCCGCCUCGCGGGAAUACCCCCAAUCCCCGUCACUUGGCCAUCGCACUACACCAUGCCCGCCAUAUCCAAGCUCGCAAAGACACAGAAGCGGCAAUUUUAUCUUACAUUGAACUCCUGAUGACCUUGCCUAGCGAUCCUGAUGCGGACCCCGCUUCGCCAUCCGAAGAAGACGUGUCUACUUUCAAGUCGGCGCUGGUCCCGUUCCAGCCGUCAGAUUACGAUAAUUUGAUCCUGGAAAGGAACAUCGACGGGCGAUGCGGUUAUACACUUUGCCCCAAAGAUCACAGAAAAGAGGACCCGAAAGCGAAAUUCCGCAUAGUCUGGGGUCCAAAGGGGAGUGGACCAGGCGGGCGUGGGAAGGAGAUGAAAGUCGUACCGAAAGAACAAUUGGAGAAAUGGUGCUCUGACAAAUGCGCUGAGCGGGCUCUCUACGUUCGCGUUCAGUUGAGCGAGGAACCGGCCUGGGAAAGGAUAGACAAGAAGAAUAUGAAUCUGCUCUUGUUGGAAGAAGGGAGGGAAGGCCACCAGAUAGAUAGGAAGGGCAAACAGCCCGUUACGAGCAUGCCAACUGUGGAAGAUAAGUUUCGGAAUUUAAACAUCGGCUCUUCGAUAGAGGCGGAACAGGAUGCACUUGGCUGCCCGCCGGGUAGACUGACCGUGAAUGAUGGAGACAGUUCCAGAAUGCUGGCGAUGGAACGGGGUGAUUCUCCUACAAUUGCGUCUGACAAGGAAAGGGUGCCUGUACGCAUCGUUGAAAAGGACUCAACAGCAGCGUCCGCGCCAACGUUGGAGUCGGGUAGUAUGCAAGGUGGUUCGAUUGAGGGAUUCCAUCCCCAAUUGCAUCCAUACCGCCCACGCACCGAAACAUCAUAUGACAAUCCUCUAGAGGACGAUGACAUGCUCUUUUAA
Messenger RNA from Coccidioides posadasii C735 delta SOWgp, 1014 nucleotides. RefSeq lists its product as uncharacterized. The record is from RefSeq and is a predicted model, not a curated record. Lineage: Eukaryota; Fungi; Ascomycota; Eurotiomycetes; Onygenales; Onygenaceae. Gene Ontology annotation, cellular component: cytoplasm; nucleus. Gene Ontology annotation, molecular function: RNA polymerase core enzyme binding; RNA polymerase II CTD heptapeptide repeat phosphatase activity.